GAAGCCUAGGUGGCGUGCAGAGCUCAGAGGCGAAACUUUCUAAGACCCCAGAUAUAGAGACGCGGGCGCAUCUCUGUCUCAGGCACCUGAUGAGCAUCUUCCACACUCUUCAAACGAGUAGACGGAACUUCUCCACUAUUCUGGGGGCAUCCAAUCGCCUAAAAGGAAGCCUGUUAAAUAUCUGAGAACAGCAAUAGGAAACGGUAGCCUGUUAACUUGGCUGCAGUUCUGAGAUGGCACUGUCUUUCCGAUGCAGGUGUUUGCUUUUGCUGUGUUUGACAGCCAUCCACAGUGGUCAUGGCACCGUUCAGACAUGCAUGGAUAAGCACCAGGUGGUUGGGGUGCUUCGUCAGAUGGAGAAGUUUCUGAAAGGCCAGGAGAUGCGGUUUAACGAGGGGCUCAGGAUCAUGAAGUCAAAACUGGCAGCGCUUCAGAACUCUGUCUCCAAGUUACCUCAAGCAGACCAGUCGUCUGCACCCACCACCUGCCCCUCCCUGGAAGCCCCUGCUCAUGGAACCAAGUUCGGGUCAAAGUAUUUUGUUGGCCACGAGGUCCAUUUCACUUGUUCCCCGGGCUACCGCCUUGUGGGUUCUGCGACGCGAGUUUGCCGGGAAAAUGGCACCUGGACCGGUGUCGACAUAACCUGUAAAGAUGUAAGCGAAUGUGCAAGUAAUCCCUGCCAGAAUGGAGGUACCUGUGUGGAAGGGGUCAACCAGUACAAAUGCACUUGCCCCCAAAACUGGAGUGGCUCCCACUGCCAGCACCAAACGCAGACAGCGCCCCCCGAGUGGAGUGUCAUGAACGAUCCAGCGUUCAGCCGGAGACCUCGCUGUGCCCAAGUGAACCAAGCCCAGCACUGCAGCUGCGAUGCGGGCUUUCACAUGAGUGGCACCUCUGACAAUAGUAUCUGUCAGGAUGUAAAUGAGUGUGAAGUGUACCGGCUGGACCAAGGAGGGAAACUGUGCAUCCAUGAGUGUGUAAAUGUCCCAGGCUCGUACCACUGCGCUUGCCCCAGCGGUUACAAGUUGCUUCUAGAUGGGCGGAGCUGUGAGGAUGUGGAUGAAUGUUUAAGCCAACAGCACAACUGUAGCCGAGGGACAACUUGUAUCAACAUGGGAGGAGGCUUUCAGUGCGUCAAUCCAGAGUGUCCCCACUCUCACGGCGACAUCAGCUACGUCAAGACAUCUGCCUUUCAGUGUGAGAGAAACCCCUGCCCCAUGGACAGUCGUUCCUGCCACCUGGCCCCCAAGACUGUGUCCUUUCACUACCUGUCUCUGCCCUCCAACCUGAAGACUCCCGCCACGCUUUUCCGCAUGGCGACCGCUGCCGCCCCCGGCCGCGCCGGCCCGGACAGCCUGCGUUUCGGCAUAGUGGGCGGAAACUCACGCAGCAUCUUUGUCAUGCAGCGCUCAGACAGACAGACUGGUGAGCUGAUACUGGUCCAGCAGCUGCGCGGGCCACAGGAGAUCAGCGUUGACGUGGACAUGUCCGAGUACAGCGACCGCACCUUUCAGGCCAAGCAUGUGGCCCGGGUCCACAUUCUGGUUUCACCUUACAAUUUCUGAGCAAAGGAGGAAGAUAAAGAGACUGAAAACUGUAGGAAGUUUACUUCAACCUAUUUCAAAAAUCAGUUUGUCUGAAUAAGCAGUCACAGCCCAAAUUACCAAAAGAGAGAGAAGGCGACAAAGCUGAUUUUUAAUCUCUAUUUUAUAAAUCCAAAAAUUAAUGGAGAAUUAUAAUGUAGCUGCAUCUUUAGAUAGUAUCAGUAUGCCUAUGAUUGACAAUACUUGGCUCAGUGCAUUUACAUUUAUAAGAUCUCGCUAAAUAACAGCAUAAUGAAUGCAGAAUGAGGGAUCCAUAGCUGUCAUUGCUGUUGCUUUCUGUAUGGCCACUAUAGUUAAUGUUUGUGUAGCUCAGGCCGCAGAUUUAAUGCACUGCCUUUGCUUAACUGAUGAUAAAUCCCUUUUUGACAUUAGUGCUCCCGUGGCUCUAAUUUAUUGGCGAUAAUUGUUGCUGUUUUUUUGGGGGGUUUUACAAUAUAGGAAACAGUAUGCCACAUGUUUAUCUUCAAUCAUAUACUGUAUAUUGGUUUUUUUACUAGCUUGCUUUGUUUACCUUUUGUAAUACUAAGGGAGAUUUUUAAGCAGUAGCUGCAGUGCUGUACCUGGUCUGUUUUCCCCUGUUUCUCAUAACCUGUAUGUUACCCAGAGGUAUUCUCAUUAUACUCCAAAUCAAUGAUGAUUUGUCAACCUUGCCAAUGUAAUACAUAGUUUAUCUGGAAUUUUAAUUGCCUCGGCAUAACUGCAAUAAAAUCAGUCCAACUUUUCAGUAUUUGUUA
Molecule: messenger RNA, 2338 nt
Organism: Pelmatolapia mariae (spotted tilapia)
Lineage: Eukaryota; Metazoa; Chordata; Actinopteri; Cichliformes; Cichlidae
Product: fibulin-7
Exons: 8
Coding region: 234-1565 (443 amino acids)
Molecular function (GO): calcium ion binding
Source: RefSeq, a predicted model, not a curated record